This is a messenger RNA of Hemicordylus capensis (graceful crag lizard), 1540 nucleotides long. Its product is annotated as LHFPL tetraspan subfamily member 5 protein-like. Gene Ontology annotation, cellular component: plasma membrane. The transcript is spliced from 3 exons. The record is from RefSeq and is a predicted model, not a curated record. Gene Ontology annotation, biological process: sensory perception of sound. Lineage: Eukaryota; Metazoa; Chordata; Lepidosauria; Squamata; Cordylidae. The coding region runs from base 724 to 1428 and encodes 234 amino acids.
GGUUUGGGAGGAUACUGAAUUAAAGGCAGAGGAAGGAGCCCUGUCAAUGUACCUUUCUCUUCCCCCCAACCCUCUCUUCUUGUAUUCCUAAGCCAGGGAAUAAUUUAGCCCCAGAGGUGAGCAUCUGCAUCCUGUGUGGGAGAUAGCAAUAGGCAGGUGCAUUAAGCCUGGCAAGUUAUCACCCCCCUCCAUCUUCACCUCGGCUCUUGAUAAGCGCCAGAGCAAGGCGAGAGUGAAUAACAGCUGGGCGUUUGGCCAAGCGGCAGCUUCUUCUGUCUCCUCCACGGGAGGAGUGAAGCCGGGAGUAUGGAAUGAGGAUGGGGGAAAGCAGCUCCCUCCCUCAGCAUGCUGCAAAGGAAUGUAGCCAAUCUCUGGGAAGGAAGGAAUCUAUCUAACAGUCCCCAGCCGAGAAGUGCAGAGACUGCAGAGGAAGAGAGCCUAGCAACCCUCACCCCAAGAGGGUGCCCGGAACAAGCAACUGCGCCGGUCGGUCCCCAAUGGAAGAAAAUCAGUGCAGCUGGAGCAGAGGAAUGCAGAAAUUUCUCAGAAGAAGUGUACAGCCAGAGGAGUGCAGCGGAAUCCUGGAGUGAAGGAACAUCGCAACUCCUUCAGAGGAAGAUGCAGCUAUAGGCAAUCUCUGGAAAGGGGUGCACAGCUGUGCUCUCUAGUGAAGGGUGUUUGGGGUGAAGGUGUGGAGCAGGCCUUUUGACAGAGAAGCAGGCCAUGCUAGCUGCCCGGGAAGCAGCGGCACUCUACCAGACGGAUUUUGUACGGAACGCCAGGGCAGUGGGCGCUCUCUGGGCUGGCUGUACCCUCUGCUUUGGCAUCUUGGAAGUCGUGGUGCUGAUCCAGCCAGCCUGGGUCCAGACAGCACCACUUACCUACCAGCUACCCCCAUCGGGGGUCCUUUCUGACCCCAGUGUGAGCGCCGUAGGAUCCUUUGGCCUCUACCAAGUCUGUGUGGAGCGAGAUGGUGUCCUCCAGUGUGAGGGUUCCUUGGUCACCCUUACCCCCAUCCCGUCCUUCAAGGCAGCCGCUGUCUUUGUCCUGAUGGCCUUGGUGCUAGUGAUGGGCAGCGUGGCUUCCUUGGGUCUCUUCUGGGUCUGCAGCCCUGGGACUGUCUAUAAGGUGUGUGCCUGGCAGCAGCUUUCAGCAGCAACCUGUCAGGCCCUUGGUUGCCUCGUUUUCCCAGACGGCUGGGGAGCACCGGAAGUGCGAGCUCUGUGUGGGCCUCGGGCUAGAAGCUACACACUGGGCACCUGUACCAUACACUGGGCUUUUGCCCUUGCCUUGCUGGGCAUAGCUGAUGCUUUGGUACUGGCUACUCUUGCUUUCGUGCUGGGGAACCGGCAGGAUGCUCUGCUGCCUGCAGGCUAUGCACCACCUCCAGAAGGAAGAGGUGUGGCCUCAGCAUUGACUCCAGACUGAUUCCUUUGUCCUGGUAAACUCCUCUCCUGGUGGCAGCCUUCAUAGUUGGGCACUCACGCAUGACACGGAGCAGCACUUGGUUCUAGCAAUAAAGGUGUUUUGUUUUAAGAGA